Molecule: messenger RNA, 2120 nt
Organism: Solanum verrucosum
Lineage: Eukaryota; Viridiplantae; Streptophyta; Magnoliopsida; Solanales; Solanaceae
Product: probable folate-biopterin transporter 2
Exons: 5
Coding region: 306-1847 (513 amino acids)
Cellular component (GO): membrane
Source: RefSeq, a predicted model, not a curated record
UUGCUUGGAAGUUGACUUUUCCAUGCUUUUAUUGUGCUAGAAUAUUGAAAAGGCCUAAUCUUGAAGUGGGGUUUUACAGAUUUUGGGAUCCCCAUUUGCUUGGAAGUUGACUUUUCCAAGACAUUGAGGUACCAGAAUAUUGAAAAGGUUCAAUCUUGAACUGAGGUUUUACAGAUUGGGAUCUCCAUUUGCUUGGAGGUUGACUUUUCCAGGACAUUUUUUGUACUAGGAUCUUGAAAAAGGCCUAAUUUUGAAGUGGGGUUUUCUUGUUCUUUUGGGAUCUCAUUUUGUUGAUUUGGGGAGUGAUGGGGGAAGAAGAGAAACUUCAAAUUAUUCAUAGUGAGGGGGAAGAAGCCAAACUUCAAAUUAUUCAUAGUGAGGAUGAGGAAGUGCAAGAAAGUGAGCAUAAUAAUGGGAUCUGUAGUUCUAUUUGUGCUCCAGUCAACUGGUUCAAAAUGCUUGCUAUGGAAUUACACUGGAAUUUUGUGUUUAGUGUGGUGAUUGUAUAUGGAGUAAGCCAAGGACUUGGUGGAGCUUUUUCCAGAAUAAGCACAGAGUACUAUAUGAAGGAUGUACAAAAAGUGCAACCUUCUGAAUCUCAGGUUUAUUCAGGGAUAACUUCAAUCCCCUGGAUGGUCAAGCCUCUUUGGGGUCUUCUCACUGAUGCUGUUCCCAUUUUGGGGUAUCGUCGCAGACCUUAUUUCUUGUUUGCGGGUUCUCUUGGAGUUGUCUCCAUGCUGUUCUUAUCGUUGCACAAGAACUUGCAUAUUGUGCUUGCACUGCUCUCCUUGACAGCAGGAAGUGCUGCUGUUGCUAUAGCUGACGUGACUGUUGAUGCAUGUGUGGCGCAAAACAGUGGUUCUCAUCCUUCCCUUGCAGCUGAUAUGCAAAGCUUAUGUGCCUUGAGUUCCUCAAUUGGGGCACUAGUGGGAUUUUCUUUAAGUGGUAUAUUAGUUCACUUACUUGGCCCUAUGGGGGUAUAUGGCUUAUUGUCCAUACCAGCCGGGCUUGUUAUUCUGGUAGGAGUUUUGCUCAAGGAAUCUCCAACACACAACUUUGCUUAUCAACAGGUAAAUCAGAACUUAACUGAUGCUGCCAAGGCUAUGUGGAAUACUUUGAAAUGCCCGGAAGUUUGGCGACCAUGUCUUUAUAUGUACUUAUCCUUUGCGGUGAGUGUAGAUAUCCAGGAAGGAAUGUUCUACUGGGCAACAGAUGCAAAGGGAGGACCACAUUUUUCAAAGGAGUAUAUCGGAUACAUAUCAGCAGUAGCCUCCAUUGGAUCACUAUUAGGGGCUAUACUGUACCAAUAUGGAUUGAAAGACCAUUCUUUUCGAGACCUGCUUUUUUGGACUCAGUUAUUGUUUGGUCUGUCAGGAAUGCUAGAUUUGGUGCUAGUGUUGCGUUUAAAUUUGAAAAUUGGCAUACCUGAUUAUUUCUUCAUGGUGAUGGAUGCAAGUGUAACUCAAUUGGUUGGACGGCUAAAGUGGAUGCCACUUCUUGUUCUAAGUUCCAAGCUAUGUCCUCCUGGCAUUGAAGGCACAUUUUUCGCCUUGCUCAUGUCAAUUGACAAUACCGGACUUUUGACAUCAACAUGGUUUGGCGGAUUGUUGCUUCAUGUCUUCAAAAUUACAAGGACAAAGUUUCAUAAUCUCUGGCUAGCCAUUUUGAUAAGGAACAUUUUGAGAAUCACUCCACUUUUUGUACUAUUUUUGAUUCCCAGAAGUGAUCCCAACUCCUCUAUCCUUCCUGAUGAGAUGUCAGAUUCAAAAGAAACCACUGGAACCUCAGCAACUCAGAAUGAAAACAUCGAACUUGUCGCUCUGGUUCACAACAUGGAUACUAGAUAGCGGAUUAUACACGUUUUUGAGCUUAACUAUUUCCAUAACCAUACUUAUAGAAGUGAUUACCGGGUAUGAGUUUUUGAUACCACCCAUUAUUAUUAUUAUUUUGGUUUAAUUUAGAUAGUAAACGUCAUUGGAUAGAAGAUUCAUUUUUCUCUGUAUUUUUACGAGUUUUUGUCACAUUGACAUCAAACAUGUGAAAACAGAAAUUACACUGUCUGUUAAACUUGCAAGGCACUUGUUUCUUGUGGAUUAUAUAAGUAUAAUGUGAUCCAUACA